Molecule: messenger RNA, 1473 nt
Organism: Camelina sativa (false flax)
Lineage: Eukaryota; Viridiplantae; Streptophyta; Magnoliopsida; Brassicales; Brassicaceae
Source: RefSeq, a predicted model, not a curated record
UUUCUUUUCUUUCUCGUUUCUAUGGAUAUUUUUCCUUGUACUACUCCUCUCUAUGGUCUUCUUCUUCGUCGUUCAUUUCAGAGAAGUUCUAAGAUUUACAUUUGAUCUAUGAAGAAUCUAUAAAAAAAGGAAUUAGCUUUCAUCAUCAAGUCUCUCUCUUGAAAACCCUCCUCUGGUUCCGUUUGAUCUGAGACAAGAAGAGAUUUAUAGCUUUGAUAGAAGAAAAGUGACAGCUUUUGAUAAUUGUGGAUGGGUGCCCCAAAGCAGAAGUGGACACCAGAAGAAGAAGCAGCUCUUAAAGCUGGAGUACGUAAGCAUGGGACUGGAAAGUGGCGUACCAUACUCUCGGAUCCUGAGUUUAGUUUAGUCUUAAAGUCUCGCUCUAAUGUUGAUCUUAAGGAUAAGUGGAGAAAUAUAAGCGUGACAGCGUUAUGGGGUUCAAGGAAGAAGGCUAAACUUGCGCUUAAAAGGACUCUACCGGCUAUUAAACUGGAUGAUAACAACACAGCUCUUAGCAUUGUGGCUUUGGCUAAUGACGAUGAACGGGCAAAUCCAACUUCACCUGGACGUUCUGGUGGUGGAUCACCACGAGCUUGUGCUUCAAAGAGAUCAAUUACAAGUUUGGAUAAGAUCAUCUUGGAGGCAAUUACCAACUUGAAGGAACUACGGGGUUCUGACAGAACAUCAAUCUUUAUGUAUAUAGAGGAGAAUUUCAAGACUCCGCCGAAUAUGAAAAGGCAUGUGGCAGUAAGAUUAAAGCAUUUAUCAUCGAAUGGAUCAUUAGUUAAGAUAAAGCACAAGUACAGGUUGUCUUCUUAUUUUAUGACCGUAGGAGCAAGACAUAACCCUCCUCAACCCAUUUUGGAAGAAAACAACAAGAAAGACCCACCAAAACCCGAGGAGAACGGCGCCAACAGUCUCACUAAGUCCCGAGUAGACAAUGAGUUACUUAUGAUAAAAGGUAUGACAGCUCAAGAAGCUGCGGAAGCUGCAGCAAGAGCAGUUGCAGAGGCAGAAUUUGCUAUCACAGAGGCCGAAGAAGCAGCAAAAGAGGCAGAAAGAGCAGAAGCUGAAGCUGAAGCUGCUCAGAUCUUUGCUAAGGCAGCCAUGAAAGCUUUGAAGUUCAGGAUCCGUAAUCAUACUUGGUAAAACAGAAAGAAACAACCAUCAUGGGGAAGUUCUAUAACAGAGCAAGCCAUAAUAUAUAUACAUAGGGGUUUUACCGGUUUCUUAUUUCAGUCUCGAGUUGGGAGAUUUCUCAUCACCUGCAGAGUUUAAAAGUUUCCAUACCUUUCUGCUCUUUUUUGGUUAGUAGCAAUGUAAAUCCGCAGUUUGAUCGCAUAUAUGUUCUUUUCUCCGAGUCUCUGAGAUUCUGUAAAACUGAUCUUUUAUUAUAUGUGGAUGAUCUGUUAAGUAACCUUGAAACUGGGUUGAGGAGAGAUGAAUAAGCAGAUAAGUUAAGAUUUUGUUUAA